AUGGCGCCCAAGAAAGACAAAGGGGGAACUGUGAACACCGUUUCUAAGCAGUGGGAACCCUUGCUCAUAGCUGCACAGUUCAACCAGAGUGACUGGAAGGCCUCYAUUGCCUUUGUGGUGGGGAACCAGAUCGAGGAUGAUCUUCUCCUUGAAGCCCUCACCUUGGCUGUGCAAGCCCCUCAGCGCAGACUCUUCAGCAUGGCGUCCUGGCAUGACAUCCUCCAGCAGAUCAAUGAAAUAAAUGAACUUGUUGGAACCAUACCAUCUAAAAAGGCAAAAAAGCCUAUAGUGAGUAAUCUUCCAUUAUAUUAUGAGGUGUUAGUGGCAGCAAAAACAAUUAUGGACAGUGGAGAAAAUUUAACCCUACCACUGGUAGGAAAACUCUUGAAAUUCCAACUUCUCCAGAUUAAAUUAAAAGACCAACAGAGACGGGAAAAUGAAAAGAAGGUAACAGAUGACAAAGUUAAGAUCGAAAAGGACAAAGGGAAAGCCAAAUCUCCCAAGGAGAAGAAGCCCCCAAAUGCCAAAGUUGCUAAAGGAAAGGGCAAGGAUCAGCCCGAGGUCAACACGACAGUGAAGAAGACCACGGAGCUGAAGCGGAGGGGUGAAGAGGACGAAACCAGCCGAUACAUCGACGAUGAGCCAGAUGAUGGUGCCCAACAUUACAUUAUUGUUGUUGGCUUCAACAAUCCUCAGCUAUUAGCCAUUAUGACUGAGCUUGGCAUUCCCAUAACCAGCGUGAUUAAAAUAUCUUCAGAGAAUUAUGAACCUCUGCAGACACACCUGGCAACAGUUAGCCAGCAGCAGGAAGUUUUUCUUCAGCCAGAAGAUAAAGAAGCUGAAAAUAUGAAGAAAGAAAACACCACAAAAGAACUCAAAAUUUUUUGGAAGUACUUGGAACCAAUCCUGAAUAACGAGAAACCUGAAACAAAUCUCUUUGAUGUUGCCCGACUUGAAUACAUGGUCAAAGAAGCCAAUUUUCCUUCUGACUGGUCAGACAACAAGAUGAUGAUGGAAUUGGGCACCGAAAUUUUUGAAAAUAUUGCCUGCCUGAUGUAUGACAGCCUGGACUGGAAGAGGCAACACCAGCACUACUUGGAAAGCAUGAACCUUAUCAAUGUCCCGCUGGCAGUGACUGAGAAAACUCUCCUAGAACCUGUGAUUUCUGAGACUCCACACUCUACCCCUGGAAAGAAGAAAGCGCAAAGUGAAGAACCACCCGCUCCACCACCAGCAACUUUCGUCACCACAACUGAAGUAGACAUGAGAUAUUACAAUGAUUUGCUGAAUCCGAUCCCAGAGGAAUUCAUGUCUGUACCCCUGAUACUGCAUUGUAUUCUAGAACAGGUCGUGGCAACUGAAAAGGAUCUUGUCCCUCCCAGUCUGGUGAGGCCACCCCCCAGAGCAGAUGGGUUAGACAACCGGAUCGCAGCUCACAUCGUGUCUAUGCUGCCCUCUCUCUGCCUCUCCGAGAGGGAGAAAAAGAAUCUCCACGAAAUAUUCUUAUCUGAAGAAGAAAGAGAAACCAAAGCAGUGCCCAAAGGCCCUCUCCUACUGAACUAUCACGAUGCUUACGCUCACCGGAAAUAUGCACUGAAGGACCAAAAGGGUAUUGACCCAGUUCAAAUUGAGGAGGAGAUGCAAUCCAAGUUGCCACUGUGGGAAUUCCUUCAGUUCCCUCUGCCUCCACCCUGGAACARCACUAAACGCCUAGCUACCAUCCAUGAACUUAUGCACUUCUGCACAAGUGAAGUCUUGAGCUGGAGCGAAGUAGAACGAGCCUUCAAGGUGUUUACUUUUGAGAGCCUGAAGCUCUCUGAGGUUGACGAAGCAGGGAAACUGAAGCCUUCUGGGAUGGCGUGUGGGACAGAUGUUGAGAAGUUCAACAUACCAUGGGACAACCCUGCCAGAUUUGCUAAGCAGAUAAGGCAGCAACAUAUCCUGAAAAUGAAUGCCCAAGACGCCCAACAGGAAACAGCUGCUGAAAUCAAAGACAAAAAAAUAUAUGAGGAUCAGAAUUGGUCAACAUCUGUGCAAGGUGAUCAGAGCAGUGAAUUCUCAUACCGUAGUCAACAUUCUGACACCAACACAAUGAAGUACUCAGACCUUGAUUAUAAUAGAGAGCUGUCAGAGAAGCCCCAAGCAGAGUCCUUGGAGCAGACCACGAACAAUGAGAUCAAAGAUGAAGCGGUCACAAAGGCUGAUUCUCUUGAAAAGAAACCCAAGAAGAUGAUGGUGGAAGCAGAUUUAGAGGACAUAAAGAAAACGCAGCAGCGCAGUCUAAUGGACUGGAGUUUUACUGAACAUUUUAAACCGAAAGAACUGCUUCAGGUUCUUCAAGAAGCCCACCAGCAGUAUCGGUGUAUUGAUUCUUACUACCACACCCAAGACAACUCUUUGCUUUUAGUUUUUCAUAAUCCAAUGAAUGUGCAACGUCUGCACCGUGAAGAGUGGCACGUUGCGCUUCACUCCAAUGUUGGAUUCAGGAAUUACUUGGAACUUGUUGCAAAAUCCAUUCAAGAUUGGAUCACAAAAGAAGAAGUGAUAUAUCAGGAACUUAAAAUGGCUGAGGAAAUCAAUAAGACCAAGGCUGAAAUAGAAUUGAAAUCUUCUGCCAUAAUGUCUGCCAGUAAAACUCCUACCUCCAAAAAAUCUAAAAGUAACAAAAUGCUCAGCAAAACAGAGAUACUAGAUCAAGAAAAGGAAAAGGAAAAGGAAAAAGAAAAGGAAAAGGAAAAGGAAAAAGAGAAAGAGAAAGAGAAGGAAAAGAUUCCUUUCAUUUUAGAAGGUUCUCUCAAGGCAUGGAAAGAAGAACAAGAUCGAUUAGCAGAAGAGGARCGCUUAAAGGAAGAAAAGAAAGCAGAAAAGAAGAGUAAAGAAGCCGCCGUUAAAAAGAAAGGCAAGGAAAAAUUAGAGAAGGAUGAAAGUAGUAAGUCUUUGAAGAAACAACCGUCUCUCAAGGACAAAGUUAAAGAAGGAAAAACAAGUGUCAUACAAGAACCAGAGGAGCCCAUCCAGGAGCCACAACCUGAGAGAGUUUACCCGUUUCAUGGAUACAAUAUGGGAGAUAUACCUGUCCAAAUAUCAGGGACAAACUACUAUCUAUAUCCUUCUGAUGGAGGACAGAUUGAAGUAGAAAAGACAGUGUUUGAAAAAGGCCCAACUUUUAUCAAAGUGAAAGUGAUAAAGGACAAGCACAAUUUUAUAAUCCAUUUAAAAGACCCGAAGGAAAUUCAAAAAGAGCAAAAGCAAGAAGAGGAUCAUUUUUCAGAAGAAGAGAAAGAUGAAGAACAAAGUUUGGGAACAAAAGCAUCACGGAAAGAGAGUAUGGCUGUCAGCAAGUUCGGAUCCUUUUCUGCCACCUUAGAAAAUGGAAUCUGCCUCUCAAUAAGUUACUAUGGAUCAAGUGGAAUGGCACCAGAAGAAAAGGAUCCCAAUUUGGAUAUAAUGUUGAAUAUCCCUUCAGCACUCACUACAACGGUGAUUCCUGUUAUAGUAAACAUUCCUCAAGGUAAAGUAAAAGGGAAAGCAAAAACCAAGGAAAAACUCAGAGAAUCCAUUAAGGAGGAAGAGCACCCAAAAGAAGAAGAGAAAAAGGAGGAAGAAGUAGAACCAGAACCUGUUGUACAAGAGACUCCUUAUGUUCCCGUCUUCCAAAACCUAAAUGUGUCUUGUCCCAGUGGGCUUCUAGUGACCUUCAUUGGGCAAGAGACUACAGAUCAGCAUGUUGUAGCUGAGGAGCCCACCUGGAACAUCAUGAUCCGUCAGAGUUACCCAGAGAAGUUGAAGCACUCUCAGUUCUACAGGGCAGUGAUGCCACCUGUGGAGCAGGAGGUAUCAAGAGUUAUCACCAGUCAAGGCACUGUUGUCAAGUAUAUGUUGGAUGGAUCCACACAGAUCCUCUUUGCAGAUGGCRCUGUGUGCAGUAGUCCUGAUUCAGGUCGUGUUUAUUCUUCUCCUGAAAUGCCUACCAGCCUUCAUAACGGAGAGAUGAGGGAAUCACCUUCUCAGCAAAAAUCAGAAAUACCUCCCUUUGAGAUUGCCAUCACAAAGAAAGGAAAAGGUCACAAAAAUCAAUCAUCAAUGGCACAUAAGAGUGAAACCCAYGAACCUCAACCAGAAGUAAUUCAAACAGUAACUCCUAUGGAGAUUCWCAUGGGCACCUGGCUUACAACCACACCUGAAGGCGAUCGGAUUGGCACCAAAGGCAUAGAAAGAAUAGCGGGAUUGGCCCCRUUUUUAUCCUUUGAGUCCACAGAUCCUAUCAAUGGAACGGUUAUGACGACUCGAGAAGAUAAAGUGGUCAUUGUACAAAGGAAAGAUGGUACUCGGAUUGUGGAUCAUGCUGAUGGUACCAGAAUUACAACCUUUUAUCAAGUUUAUGAAGAUCAGAUUAUUUAUCCAGAAGAUCAAGAAACAACUGAAGAACCCCAGACUAUCACCAGACAGGUGAAGUGUAUGAGGAUAGAAAACUCAUAUUAUGCCACUGUCAUCACCAACUGCGAGGACAGCAGCUGCUGUGCCACCUUUGGGGAUGGAACGUCUGUUAUUGCAAAACCACAGGGAACAUACCAGGUGCUACCUGCAAACACAGGCUGCCUUUACAUUGAUAGGGAUUGUUCAGCUACGUACUGCCAUGAUUCCAGUACUAUCUACCAUUUCCAAAAGCGUGAGCACCUGAGAUCCAGCAGGUACAUCAUGAAGCACACAUCAGCGAUUAUCUGUGAGGUCCUGGAUCCUGAAGGAAACAGCUUUCAGGUCAUGGCUGACGGCACUGUGUCAACUUUGUUACCUGAAAAAAAAUCGGAAGAUGAUUUAAAUGUAGAAACUGAGGGAUAUGAUAGUUUAUCAUCUAUUAACUUUGAAAAGAACUUUCUGCAAAUCUAUGGUGAACAUGUUCCCAGAUUUUUUGUUAUCUAUGCUGAUGGGUCAGGAACGGAACUUCUUCGUGACAGUGACAUAGAAGAAUACUUGUCUUUGGCCUACGGAGAAUCAACUGCUGUGGUUCUACAAGAGCCWGUGCAGGAACAGCCAGGUUCUCUGAGUAUCACAGUCCUUCGUCCUUUUCAUGAAGCUUCACUGUGGCUAAUAAAAAAGGAAUUAAGUACAAUCRUUCCUCCUAAUCUCCAGUCAAGGUCAUGGGAGACCUUCCCCGCAGUCGAGAAAAAAACUCCAGGACCUCCCUUUGGCACUCGCAUUUGGAAGGGGCUUUGCAUUGGGUCUCAACAGCUAAUGAGUGCCCCAGCACCUGUUCUCAAGGUCCCUGAUGUACUACAGAUACGCCAGUUCAUCCAGCAUGAGGUUAUAAAGGAUGAAGUGAAACUGAGGCUGCAGAUUUCCCUUAAGGACUACAUAAACCACAUUCUAAAGAAAGAAGAUGAGCUACAGGAAAUGACGGUCAAGGAUUCCAGAACUGAGGAGGAGAGGGGCAAUGCUGCAGAUCUCCUCAAGCUAGUUAUGUCUUUCCCUAAAAUUGAGGAAACUACAAAAAGUCAUGCUGAUGAAGUUGCAGCCCAUCUAACUGAUUUAUUCAAGCAAUCGUUGGCUUCUACUGUAAAACGUCCACCGGAUACAUUUGGUAAAGAUUUAUUUGGAAAGAAAUGGAGGAACACAGAAUCAGAAAAACGCUGGAAAGAAAAGAUAGCACAAAAAAGGAAAGAAACUGAGGAAACACAAAAUUAUUUAAUGGAAAUCAGGAACAAAAUAAUACCACCUUAUUUCAAAUCUGAAUUCAGCCAGUCAUAUCAGUCUCAGUAUAAUUAUCUGGAGAGUCUUUCUAAAAAACUGCCCAAUUUUAUAAGGAAAGAUGAAGAAAAUAGAAGCAAAACAGCUGUUGAAGAUACAUCUGAUCAUCRUUUAGAUUCCAAGCCACCUACAGUCUCAGAAAAGGAAUCCCCAAAUAUGCAAAAAUCAGAGAUUUUGGAGGACACUGCAAAGUCAACUAGCCAGAACCAAACUGAAAAUUUAACAAAAUCUACUGAAGAAUUAGAAUCUUAUACACCUGUGAAAAUUCCAACCCAAUCAUUGCUGCAGGAUGCUGCGGGACAAGCAAGGAAAGAAAAAGUGAAGUUACCUCAUUAUUUGAUGAGUUCCAAACCCAAAUCUCAACCUCUUACAAAGGUUCAAGAUUCUGUUGGAGGAAAAGUGUAUACAUCCUCUAUUGCAUCUGCUGCCAUUAAUAAUAUAAAGUCAUCCCCUUUUGGGUUCCAUCUUCUCCCACCAUCAGUGAAAUUUGGAGUGCUUCAAGAAGGACAUACCUAUGCAACCACUGUAAAGCUCAAGAACAUUGGCGUGGACUUCUGCAGGUUUAGAGUGAAGCAGCCCGCACCCAGUACUGGACUGAAASUGACUUACAAACCUGGGCCUGUGGCAGCUGGUUUGCAGGCAGAGCUGAAGGUGGAGCUGUUUGCCAUGGCUAUUGGAGAGGAGGGUGCCAAGGGAUCAGCACACAUCUCUCACAAUAUUGAGAUUAUGACUGAGCAUGAUGUUCUGUUCUUACCUGUGGAAGCAACAGUUGUAACAAGCAAAUACUAUGAUAAUCGACCAAAAGAUUUUCCCCAGGGAAAAGAAAAUCCCAUGGUCCAGAAGACUUCUACAAUUCCUUCCUCUACACUUGGUGUCUUCAUGUCUCGUAAAGGUUCUCCAUAUUAG
Urocitellus parryii (Arctic ground squirrel) is the source of this 6651-nucleotide messenger RNA. It is a transcript of the gene Spag17, whose product is annotated as sperm associated antigen 17. The record is from RefSeq and is a predicted model, not a curated record. Gene Ontology annotation, cellular component: axonemal central apparatus. NCBI's taxonomy places the organism in Eukaryota, Metazoa, Chordata, Mammalia, Rodentia, Sciuridae. Gene Ontology annotation, biological process: axonemal central apparatus assembly; epithelial cilium movement involved in extracellular fluid movement.